Messenger RNA from Acaulospora morrowiae, 123 nucleotides. Lineage: Eukaryota; Fungi; Glomeromycota; Glomeromycetes; Diversisporales; Acaulosporaceae. The record is from the annotation of a GenBank genome assembly.
AUGGCCAGCAUUCUCAAGCUACAUUACAUUAUUCUUAAUAACUUCAAUUUCUUUCCAAAAGAAAAAUCUUUACACACUUCACUUUCUCAAGUGUAUCGCAAAUCUGGGUAUCUCAAAACCUAG